Messenger RNA from Plasmodium malariae, 969 nucleotides. Its product is annotated as Plasmodium exported protein, unknown function. NCBI's taxonomy places the organism in Eukaryota, Apicomplexa, Aconoidasida, Haemosporida, Plasmodiidae. The transcript is spliced from 2 exons. The coding region runs from base 1 to 969 and encodes 322 amino acids. The record is from RefSeq and is a predicted model, not a curated record.
AUGAAAUAUAAAAGUAAUUUAUUCCUUUUCAUUAACAUUCUUAUCAUUAUCCUUUUAAUAUGGACUUCAAAAUAUGUCCCCAAUUCAAAUACCUUUGGUAAAAAAUGGGAACAGAAUAUUCAUUUAAACAAUGUAUUAGGAUUAAAGAGCAACAGACUGUUAAAGGCCAUAACAGAAACCAAGGUUAAACAAAGAUAUGCACGUACAAAAGAGAAAAAAAUAGAUUCUUCAGAAAACGAUGAUGUACUUACAGACCAAUUAACAAACUCCGAACGUAAUGAUAAAUAUGGAAAUGUAUAUAAAAUGUUAAUGCAUGAUGACGAUACUGAACAAGAAGACGAUGAAUUGAAACUGGAUGAUCCUUUCUCAAAACCAUCUAACCUAUUUAAAUUUGAUGCCAUAAAACAUUUUGACAAAUUUAACAAAAGAUUUAAAAAAUUUUAUAACAUCGAUUAUUUAAGAAGACCACUUGAUUUAUUAAAGUGCAAUCGUUAUUAUAAAGAACUAAUUCAUUUAAUAGAACGGAAUGCUGGUUUUAAAUUUGGACUGAUAAAAAAAAAAAUAAAGACAUUACCAGAAGCGUUAAAACAUAACGAUGCGAAAAGUGAACCCUGGAUUUUAAAACUAAUAAAAAAAAUAGACGCUAAGUUUGAGCUAGAAUUGUUACUUUUCUUAAAACGAAUUACAAGUACUAAUGAUGAUACGAAUAAGCCAAAAAAUAUAUGUGAAAAAUCAUUAUACUAUACCAAAAAAUAUAAAAUAGUUUUUCCACCUAUCAUAAAUUUCUUAAUUUUAAUUAUAAUAAUAGCAAAUUCUACAAGUUCAGCUCGAAUUGUAAUGUUAUUUAAAUUUCUGUGCAUAUUUGUACUAAUGAUAAUAUAUUAUUACUACAAAAUAAAAAAGGUAAAAAAAAUUAGAAAAUUUUUCAAAACUUUUAAAAACAGUAAUACUUUAUAUAGAAAUUUAUAA